UAGAAGAUGAGAAGAGGCAGAGCCCCCAUGCCCGUAGGUAGACUCUUCAACCCAUUGCGAGUUGCAAGCAAGUAUAGGAGAUGAGCAAACCACCACCGAAUGCCAAAGGAGAUCUGAAAAAGGGAACUGAGGGUUGUUCAUGCGAUCAGGAAGAUCCCAAUGACUGUCGAGCAACCGACAUCGCCGAGAGGGAGACGGUAGCUGGAAGAGCCCUGACCGGGUCUGAUAGGAGUUCAAUGAAUGAUUCGGGCAAGCUUGCCAUAGGGAUUGUGCAACAGCGAUUGGCAUAUCACCGGGACGAGAGCUUUGCGAGAAGGCAACAAUCAGAAGAGGACCAGAAAAAGCACAAAACAGAGGAGGCCACAGCCAAUGUGAGCACUACUACUCAGGAUUCCAGCAAAGUGGCUAUUGGGAUUGUACAGCAGCGAGUAGCAUAUCACCGGGAUGAAAGCUUUGCGAAAAGGCUACAAUCAGAAGAAAAACACAAAAAGCUUGCUCAAUAUCAAUUGGAGGAGGAGGCUACUGCCAAUUUUACUUCUACCAGUGGGGAAUACAGCGAGGAGCUGUUUCAGUCAGAGAGAGCAGCAGGGGAUUGUUCAGAAUCAGAUGCAGAACUUAUCCGGAGAGUGACCUCUUGCUCUAUCGCAGAUGUGCCUGGAGCAUUUUCAGUGGAUGGGAUUGGCGGCAGCGAGAACACGGAUACAACCAUAGGCGAUACCCAUGGUGGUAUUGCCACCAGCGGACAGGAUCCGGAGCAGCAAGGACACGAAAACCCGCUACUUGAAACGCCUAUAAUCGCUUCUCUAGUCAGGUCACAGACUGAGUCCGAGCAGCAGGAUCUCCAAGCACAGCUGUGUCUUGAAGAAGCUUUGGAAGUGGUAUCGGUGGCAUCUUCCAAGAGAACAGCGGUGGCACCGAGUCGACUCUAUGUUUGGAUGUGGUUGAUAUUGUGUCUGAUUUUGGCAGUGGCUGCGUUUGUUGCUGUGGUGGUUUUAUCGACCAACAAGAAAGAGGAACCACCAGACGACAGUCAAAGCGAUAAUAGCAAUGCUACCACUGUACCAAUUCAAACGGAGUCCGCUGAUACCAGCGAUAAUCUGCAGGUGCCUCUGGUUCUUGAGGACUAUCCACCGUGGACCAUCCGGGCGAUGCAACGGAAUCCCACUGGCCCGCAAGCAAUGGCCAACGCUUGGCUGUACAACGACCCAAACCUGGAUUCGUAUCCCCGAUGGAGAAAGUACCAACGAUUUGCUCUGGGAGUCAAAUUCUUUGCCCUGGAUGGCCCCAACUGGUUACGAAAUGACCAUUGGAUGAGCUAUGGCAUACAUGAGUGUGCAUGGUAUACUUCUAGCGAGGAACCAGACAUAAUCUGCAACGAAGAUGGCCACAUGCGCAUUGAGGAUUUGCGACGUAACAACCUAGGCGGGUCAUCUCUUCCUCGAGAGGCCUUCAUGUGCCCCUUUAUCGUAUAUUUCGACCACUCCCACAACAACGUCCACGGCCAAUUCCCUCCAUUGGCGUCUUCCAGCAUCAUUGAGGUGUUUCGUUGGUCCAACAACAGCCUGGAUGGUCCUUUGGUUGUAGAGCAAGGUUUCGAAGUCACCAGCUUGCGCAUUAUUGAGAUUGACGGAAACAACUUUGUUGGCCCGUUUUACUUGCCCGCCUUUCCCGCUUUGGAGAUCCUUAAUAUUUCAGGCAACAGUUUUGAUGGUACGAUAGCAAACAGAGGGAUGGAAGUAUUGUCCGAGCUGCAAAUCAUGGAUCUUUCAGAGAAUGCAUUUUCAGGAACCCUUCCAUCCGAGAUAGGUCAUCUUUCCUCUCUGGGGGCUCUGGACUUGUCGGGAAAUGAGCGGCUCAGCGGAAGGUUACCGAACGAACUGGAAGAGAUCCAUAGCUUAACCUUUCUGGAUAUUUCCGACACUGGCAUUUCGGGUGAGAUUCCAGCAGAUCUUUGUACGGGCAACAGCACUGGGGCUCAGACUAUACUAGCAGAAUGCAGCACGACGCUAGAGUGUUGUAGAUGAUAGCGAAUCGAAUCAUAAAACUAUUUUGGUAGGAGUCAGC
Messenger RNA from Seminavis robusta, 2064 nucleotides. The record is from the annotation of a GenBank genome assembly. NCBI's taxonomy places the organism in Eukaryota, Bacillariophyta, Bacillariophyceae, Naviculales, Naviculaceae.